UUGUCAAUGUCAGGCGUAAAAAAAACCUAGUGAGUGAGUCGUUUCGUCAAACAACAAAGAAACCCCAAAACCUCAGCAGCAAUGGGCAAAGCCCCCGCCGGCCGCUAUAACAAAAACCGCGGGAAGCAGCCGUCGCGGCUGCGGCCGAAGAAUUCAAUUCGUAAAUCCAAAAGAAAUGACAAACCCAAGGACAAGAAGAAGGACAAGAAGAAGGACAAGAAGAGGAACAGGAAGUAUUUCACCGGCGAUAAUAAGAUCAAAAUCAACGAAAAGAAGAACAACAAUACUAAAAUCGAAUUAGCCCCAGCCGUGAAGAAGAAGAAGGAGGAAAUCAUCUUCGUCCAAUGGGCGAACGUUCUCCAGCAGCGGAGCUUUUUCGUCAACCAGUAUGAAUCAGCCAAUCGCGUUCGUCUCUCCUCACUCGAACUCGAUUCACUACCAGAAACAUGUAUGCUUGAGCUAUGCCAGAGUCCAGCACAAAAUCAAAAUACUACCGGCAAUUUGGGCGAGCAUGUGAAAGUUGCUUUCGGAUCAUCAUGGAAAGAAGUGCUGUGCGGAAAAUAUCUUAAAGCAGGAAAAGUUGAUACCGGGAGUCCUGCACUUCUAGUGAUAAGUGCAUCAGCGUUAAGAUCGUUGGAUUUCCUCAGGGAGUUGCGAAAUUUGACACAAGACUGCCAUCCUGCAAAGCUGUUCUCUAAGCAUAUGAAGGUUGAGGAACAGGUGUCUAUGCUGGAGAAUCGUGUUAAUAUUGCCACUGGAACGCCAAACAGGAUCAAGAAAUUAAUCGAUAUGGAAGUACUUAAGCUGUCCCGAUUAGCAGUAAUUGUGUUUGACAUGCACACAGACGUCAAGGGCUACUCCUUGUUCUCUCUUCCUCAAGUCAGAGACGAGUUUUGGGAAUUGUAUAAAGCCUACUUUCAUCAACCAUGGCUCGAAGGCAAAUUACGCUUCUGUCUCUAUGGUCCAGUACCCAUUAAUUUAGAUGAAACGAAGAGCGAAACCGGUGAUGACUGAAAAUAGUGUUAUACGUCCAUGAUCACUUACGCAUUUUGCUGACCGGCGUAAAAUUGUUGUCGCUAAUAUAUCUUUUACGGUUUUGUUUUAUUUGUAUCUUUUUAUCAUUCUAGUGCACUCAAUUCUGUAUUAACGAUGAAUAAUCUUUUUCAUGAUAUAUUUUUUUUUUUGGUUCAUCUU
This is a messenger RNA of Erythranthe guttata (spotted monkey flower), 1194 nucleotides long. RefSeq names its product U3 containing 90S pre-ribosomal complex subunit. The record is from RefSeq and is a predicted model, not a curated record. NCBI's taxonomy places the organism in Eukaryota, Viridiplantae, Streptophyta, Magnoliopsida, Lamiales, Phrymaceae. Gene Ontology annotation, cellular component: 90S preribosome; nucleus.